UCGCCAAAUAUUCGAGACAUAGCUCAUAAGGGAGUGUUUCGCUCAAAAUUUAUACAAGAAAUCGUUGAAUAUUUGGUCUUGUUUGCCUUUUUUUUAACACUUUGAAACACACCGUUGAACAUCGUACACGAACGAGGGACGUCGCUUAACAGGUAAAUGAAAUUAUGUCGACAGAUUGUGGGGGUAUAGCGAGACUAGUCGAAUUAGAACUUCACUAUUUUCCGAUUUAAUGUGCUUCAGAGAUUAUGUACAAUUGGUAUUAUACAUUUAUCUGUUUCUCUGUUUGUUUGUGUAUGUUUUAACUACAAUUCCACGGCUUUAUGGUCGUAGUUUUAUUUUAAAUACGAGUAAAAACAUGUACAUUGUACAGACAAUCACGUCUGCAUGAUAUUACAGACGGUUUAUAUUUGUAGUACGCUUUAUUAGUCUUCCCUUGUCAGUUGAAAAUUAACGACGUUAACAUGAAGCAUAUGCUCUGUAACAUGUUAGAAAUAGAGUGCUCUUCGUCCGUUUAACUUGUAUGGUAUAAAUCUAUAUCUUCGUGAAUGUUUUCGAAUGAUAAAACUAUCGUUUAGACGAAGCAAUUUCAGGCUAUUAAUGCUGAUUGUUUAGAAAAUUGUGCAGUCCCAAAACACUAAUUAUACUAGACACUCUUUCACGUUUUUGGUUUGGACGUCACAGGCGGAAAUGCGCGCCUUCUCUGAAGAUAAAACUAUGCUUUGAUUUUGAUAUUAAAAGUAUUUUUCGAAUGCCAAAUUUAGCCUCGAAUUAGGUGCGUAAUAUCUCGUAUAUUCGUCAAAUUUCUUGGCAUGUUUAGUCAACAUAUGCGUGCUCAAGUUUGUGGAAUAUUUGUGUUUAAAUAAUUACCAAAAUUGGUUCUUUAGCGUUUAGGAUGUGUUCGAAAUUUUGAUUAUAAGUGCUUUUGAUUAGCAUAUAAACAUUGUUUGGUAUAUGUAACAAUUACUGGGCAAUGUGGCAAUUAUGUUUGGGUUUGUUUGCGUUUUCGAUUUUUAUAUACAAAAUAUUGCAAUAUCUUUUGUUGAAAAGGAAUUUCUUGUUAUAUAUAGCAGGUUUAUAUGUUAAUAUUUAUGAUCUCUAACUGUGUAGUUAUGCUGUGAAAUGUAAAAUGAAAUUAUUUUAACAACUUGUGUGAAGAGUUGUUUGCUAUAUGGAGUCGGGCUGUCCAGAAUCAGACCAGCUUGUAAGACAUCCUGACAAUUGCAAACUUGUGUACACAACAUAGAUUUUCUACUUUCGACGUUUUAAUCAUUCUCACUAUUGAUCUGUACUUUUCCUUGUACUAUUGUACUUUGUACUAAUUAGCUGCUUACACUAAAGCCCAAUUUUUGGUAUGGGAGUGGUACAAUUUCCCUGCUGACAGAGGUCUCUAUUUGUGCAGGAAAGCAAAGGAGAAGAGACCUCUGUCUAGAUCUGACACUUCCUCAGACCAUGAUCGUGGAUGAGUCAAACCAGUUUGUAAAACAAGUUCUGAAACCGGUUUAGGGAAACAAAUAGUAUGCAUGCUCAGAGCUGAAUUACGCUGUAAUGACAUUGAGCCUGUAGUGUCAAAAUGGCGGCUUGCCCAGCAUGGUCAUUUCGAGGUUUUUCAUGUUGUUUGAAAGCGCUCUAAGUUAUGUAAUUGAUAUUUUCAAAGAUGAAACUGUGAAAGCAGUGACAGAAGAACAAAAGAAAGCAAUCUUUUUUGUUUUAAAAAUCGGGCCAAGAUACAUUUGUUUGCCUUCAAACUGUGUACGGUAGGUCUUUGAUUUACUAAGUUGCUGCCGCAAAAAACGGUUUGAUAUCACAUGGUGAACAUCACUCGCUGUCAUGGCAAUUUUUGCACAUGCGCGACAGAAAACGUGUCAGAUCUACCGCAGAGAUCUCUUCUCCUUCGCUACCCUGCACAAAUGGAGACCUCUGCCAGCAGGGAAUGAUACAAUAAGCACCAGCAUCAAAUUUGGUGUCAGGACUGCCAAAUUACAAUGGCUUGCUAUUUCUAUCACUACAAUUUCAAAAAUUUCAUAUAGCAUAAACCAACUUUAUGUUAUCCCAACUUGGUAUAAAUAGUCUGUAGUGUAACAUAUAGUUUCAUUUUCUCGUAAAAGCUUUAAACAGGGUCAAACAUGGCUGCCCUUUCACUGAAGGUGAAUUUAGUGAAACAAAAGACCAUCAAAACUUUACAGGUAUGCCUAGAAAAUGCAACACAGUAUGUAAUAUUUUGUUUAACGAUCCGUAUGUACCAGUGUAGGUAGUGCCAAUGAUACAAGAAAGCUGCAGAUCAAUAGAGAUACAACUACCUGAAAAAUACAAGGAGAUUCAAACUUUGUUGGGAAUUUAGGCGAAGGGGCCUUCACUCAACGUAGAAGUUCUCCUUGUAUUUUUCAGGUAGUUCUAUCCCUAUGAGUGCAUGCCAUGCUUUAUUAUAGUGCACGCAAUUGUGAACUGUAGUUUGACUCUACCAAACACCUCAAGCUAGAUGCAGUCUGCGAAAACCUUGGUUUAGCAAUAAAUAAUAAUAUGAAUGCUGUAUGUUUAGUUUGAACCAACCAUAUUAGUUCAAGAUGCUUUGAGAAUUAUUGACGAGAAAGUACCUCAGGCCACUGAGGGUGAAAGUAAGUUUCCAUAAUAAAGAAAUGGUUUAUAUUGUUGGGAAUAUAUAAUUAGCAUGUAGAUAUUCAGUUUCUAUUGGUGGGUUACAGUCAGUGUUAUGGAGCAGCACAUGAUGGUCAAACUCAGCAGUGUUGACAUGUUUAGGAGCAAGCAAAUGAAACUACAUCUCUCUAUUCUAUUUACUUGCCUCUGAAUACCAGACUACUAUGUCAUAUAACGAAAAGCAUGAACAUUAUUUUUUCACUUGAAUAACUGCAAGUUGACCACCAUAUAUGCUGUAUGAAACCUUGUAACAGCUAAAGGGUUUUUGUAGAUUUAUUAUAUACAAUUUUAUACCUAACCUGAAGUGCCUCAAGCAGCUGUGAAAAAUUCAACUAUAGGCCUCUAGAGUUCAGGAAUCGCCUGCGCCCUGCAUUCUGGUGCAGCUCUGACCACCAGUAUUAUACCAGGCAAGGAAUGACUGUAUAGUUACAUGAAAUCUUAUUUAUCAUUCAGGAACAAACUAUGGCUUAUUCUUGGAAGAAGAGAAUGAACGAGGUCGAUGGUUGGAACCUUCAAGACCACUUAACUUCUAUCCACUUGCUAGUGGGGUAUGUGGCAAUGGUUGAUUCCAGCUAUAGACUCAAUUUUGAUCCAGACAAGAAGGGCAAAAUCUAUCAUUAUAGCUUUAAAGAACAUCCUUAAAGUAGCAGGCUUGGGCGGUUUACCGGUUUUUCGUUUUUUUUCGGUUUUAUUUUCAAACCGUUUUUUUCGGUUUAGCUUUUACAAAAACCGGAAAACCGUCAUUACGUAAUUGUUUACUGUCAUCGCCUGAAACUCGAUCUUAAUUCUCAAAACAUGACACCAAUUAAACUCAAUUACAUGACACUAGAUACAAAUUCUAUUCUUUUUCCAUAAAGUCGGUAAGAACUGAAGAGGUAUAAGUUUUCAAAUGCGUUCUUGACCCUUUUAUUUUAAAACUGAAGUCGUUUUAGGUUACCUUUGCACAAUUUUGCGUUUUGUCAUGUACUGUUCGUUUGCUUAUGACAGAAAAAUACCACAAUUCCUCCUCAUACAGUUGAAAUACAAAUUAAAGGAAAAAAAACGGUUUUUCGGUUUUACCGGUUUAGAAUCAGAUGGUUUUUCGGUUUUGAUUUUAAGCAAAACCGCCCAAGCCUAUAAUAUUACAUUAGAAGAGAUAUUCAUGA
Molecule: messenger RNA, 3797 nt
Organism: Paramuricea clavata
Lineage: Eukaryota; Metazoa; Cnidaria; Anthozoa; Malacalcyonacea; Plexauridae
Source: the annotation of a GenBank genome assembly